GUCCGAACCGAGCCGAGCCGAACCGAGCCCAGCAGAGCCGAGCUGAGCCGGGCCGAGCUGAGCUCAGCCGAGCCGGGCCCUCCCGCCGCCCGGCCGGCUGUUGACAAGCGGUGGCGGGAGACAGCGCGGUCGUCCCCAUGUGGCGGACGCUGGCCCUCGCCUCCGCCUUCUUCCCGGGGCUCUUCAUCCUCUGCAUCCGGUUGUUGCGCUGGGCCGCCCCGGGAUGGAGCCUCAAGGACCGCAUCCUCCUCAGCGGCAGGCUGGUGUCAACGGUCCAAGCCACGAUGGCAACGGUGUCGGGGAUCACGGUUGUCCUCAGCUGCAAGAACGUGGUGCAUGACAGGCACUGGCUGGCCGUGGAGUACAUCUGGGUCCUGGUUCCCUACAUGACCUACGACAUCUACGUCAUGUACCUCUGCCACUGGCACAAGAGCCAGGAGAAGGGCAUCCUGGAGAAGAAGCACUCGCUGGCCAGUGUGUGGAGCUUCCUCCUGCAGGAGCGGCUGAUGGUGACCCACCACCUCUUCAUCCUCAUCGUGCUCACCCCCAUCACCCAGCACUUCAGGGGAGAGUUGGGGGACUUCUUUGUGGGCUGCAUCUUCACAGCAGAGCUGAGCACGCCUUUCGUAUCACUGGGCAAAAUCCUCAUGCAGCUCAAAAUGCAGGACACGCUGCUGCACAAGGUGAACGGGAUCCUCAUCCUGGUGACCUUCUUCCUGUGCCGCAUCCUCCUCUUCCCCUUCAUGUACGCGGCCUACGCCCGCCAGGUGGGGAUCCCGGUGUACCUGGUGCCGUUCCGCAUCCCCCUGCACUGCAACAUCGCCAACGCCUCCCUCAUCGCCCCCCAGCUCUACUGGUUCAGGCUCAUCUGCCGCAAGGCCGCCCGCCUCUACGGCGGCUCUCCCGCCCACCGCAGCAGAUAACGGAGCUGAUAACGGCCAGGGGCUGGCACAGGGCAGCCCCCGGCCCUUCCAUCGGGAGCAGCGAUUCCGCCGGGCUGCCGGAGCUGGAAGCAGCCUCCCGUCUCCAGCGCCGUGCCAGACAGCACCAGCCGGGGCUAGGAAGGCUUUCCUCCCACGCCGCUGCAGUGCCUCGUGUCCUCCUGCCGGGGUGGGAGCCGGCUUGGAAGCACGACAUUCCUUCUGGGAUUCAGCUCUGCGGCCCCGCCGCCCUGAGGGUUACACGAGAGGGGUUUGUUGCAGCCCCCCCCGGCGCGGCUCCCGGGGCUGACACCGGACACCGGCACAGCGCGGCCAGGAGCCUGCGCGGGGAGGCUGGAGCGGCCCGGCCCCAGCAGCGGGGAUGGGGAGCCUGUGCCGGACCUGCCGCAGCCCCAGCCAGCCCUGGAGCUGCAGCACAGCUCUGCAGAGCCGUUCCUGGCCUUUACUGACUUCAGCUCUACACUACAGCCCUGUUCGGCCUCUGACCUCCCACAUGCACCUCACCUCCUGCUGCUGCUGUGGCUGCUGGGCUCAAGCUCCACUUAACUCGAUGGUGCUUUUCACUAAAAGCGUCUGACAGUCCUGCGGGGGACUCCUGUGUUGCCAGUUCUGGUGUUCCCAGCAGGGCUGGAGGGGAGAAGCUCAUGCCAGGACAGAGGAAUGGUUCUGCUGUCUCAGAGCGACGUCUCAUCAACACACAGGGCACUGUGCAGAGCCCCUCCUUGGCAGAGGGUGCAAUUUUCCCUCCCCUCCCCUAACCACAGCUGCUUUUAUCUGGCUGCAUCCCCUCAGCAGGUAUUUAAAACCAUCUGGCACACCCUGCUCUGCUCUGCCCUCCAGCUGGCACCACCACGCCCUGGCAGUACCUGUACAGUCCCAUCCCUCCAGCCCCAUCCCACCCCCCGUGAGGCUGCCAGGGACAGAAGCGGGGCUGCACAGAAGGAACCAGCAACCCCGGAGCAGGAUGCUGAGCUGGCCCUUCACCAGUUCAGCCCAUUUCCACUUUCAGCCACAGCAAAAUGGGUAUAGGCUCCCUGGCUCGCCCUGCACCACGGGGUUCAGGAGCCCUGCGGGUGUGUGCAAUCAGACCACAGCUGAGUUCAUUCCCUGCAGCCAGCACCAGCCAGGGCAGCCACCUCCUCCUCCUCCUGCAGCCUUCUGUGCCUGCUCCAGGGCAGGGAACUGCACUGGCACAACCCUGGCACAGCCCCGGAGACCUGCGACCACUCUGUGCCUUUCAUUCUGUCUGAAACCAGCAGCCGAGCUCUGGGAAACCUGGAUCUUUUGGGGGUUGGAUCUCAUCCCAACCACGGCUGUUGUUCUGGAUAGAGUGUAAAAAUACAAAGGGCCUCUUCCGACCUGUGGUUGUUGUUGCAGAGCUGCCACUGUCACAGUAACCACCGAGAGCAGCUGAUGUUACAAAGCGCUUGCAACUCGUUACAGAUGUUGUAUCUCACUGUUUUCAUUGCAAAUAACGUGCCUUACGUAAGGACAAAGAAAACCCCAGCCAAUGAGGCACCUCAGUUUGCACUAACACUGCCCUAUUUACUAUCAGGAGACCAAUAAAGAUUUCCUCUCUGAGUCACACCA
Molecule: messenger RNA, 2531 nt
Organism: Corvus hawaiiensis (hawaiian crow)
Lineage: Eukaryota; Metazoa; Chordata; Aves; Passeriformes; Corvidae
Gene: TLCD3A
Product: TLC domain containing 3A
Exons: 5
Coding region: 138-923 (261 amino acids)
Biological process (GO): lipid homeostasis
Cellular component (GO): endoplasmic reticulum; membrane
Source: RefSeq, a predicted model, not a curated record